Molecule: messenger RNA, 1273 nt
Organism: Brassica oleracea var. oleracea
Lineage: Eukaryota; Viridiplantae; Streptophyta; Magnoliopsida; Brassicales; Brassicaceae
Product: F-box protein At2g27310
Exons: 1
Coding region: 189-1214 (341 amino acids)
Molecular function (GO): protein binding
Source: RefSeq, a predicted model, not a curated record
UUAGAAAAAAUAGGAAUAAUCAAUCAUGCAUCUUGAAAUAGAAUAGUCUAAAAGAGCGACGGUUGACUGAACCAUCGCCUCCUUUAACCAUUCUCUUUAUAUCAUUACUUCAUUAAUUAUAUAUAUCUCUAUGAUUUCAUAAUCAUCUCGUUAGCACAUUCUCUUUUCACACAGAAAGAAAAAACAAAAUGGCGCACGGCGAUUAUAGCAACGGUGACUCCUUCUCAACCCUUCAUCCUGACAUCAUCCAAACCCAAAUCUUGACCCGACUCGACGGUCCGACGCUUACCUCCACCGCAUCAACAUCCUCUUAUAUCCAUACCCUCUGCACCGAACAGAAGCUCUGGCAAGAACUCUCCACCGCCGCGUGGCCUUCUGUAAACGAUCCACGUGUUGUUAAAGCCAUAUCCUCCUUCCCUUCCGGGUACCGCUCCUUCUUCGCUGACUCGUACCCGUUCAGUGAACACACGUGGCCUUCCGAAAAAGACGAUCCACCCACCACUGGAUUAAUCUCAGCCGUUGACCUGUAUUAUCGAGGAGAGCUAAUCUACUCCAAGGUCCAAGAGAUGGAAACAGAGAGCGGUAAAGGAGGAUGGUUUUUGUCGACUCCAUUUCGGGUCGAUCUGAUCGACCCGAAAGAGUCGGUUGAAACCCGGAUACGAUACCCGGGUGGGGAUUACGAAGCGUGGGUGAGAGAUAUGGAAGAAAGCAUGAAGCUUAACUGGAUACUGAUCGACCCGGUAAAGAAACGCGCGGCGAAUAUAUCGAGCAGGGACGCAGUUUCGGCGAAGCGGAACUGGUUGACCGGAGAUUUGGAGAUUAGAUUUUCGACGGUGGUGACGGGGAAGAGAGCGGCGGAGGUAGCCAUGGUCCUGUCGUGUGGAUCGGCGGAGACGUGGAAAGAGGUGGACGAGGAAGUGGGAGGGGAAGUGCACGUGAGGGAGGUGAGGUUGGGAAUAGAGGACAUAGAAGGAAAGUGUUUGAAAGGAAGGGAGAGUGUGGUAAUAUUACAAGGGUUGUUGGAAGGCAAGAGAAGUCGUAAAGAUGGAUGUGGUGAACAGGGAAGAGGUAAAGGAAAGUAUGAGGAAUACGUGGAGAUGAAGACAGAGUGGAGAAAGAAAAAAGAGAGGAGAGAAAAAUUUCAAGACACUAUUUUUAUGAUUUUUGGGUUUUCUUUGUUUGUGCUUUUGUGGAGUUUUAUUUUGUUAAGAUAAAUAUGCUAAAAAGGUGAAACACAACAUAAUACGGAUACACAAGUCUUUCAUUAUCAAUA